Molecule: messenger RNA, 573 nt
Organism: Girardinichthys multiradiatus
Lineage: Eukaryota; Metazoa; Chordata; Actinopteri; Cyprinodontiformes; Goodeidae
Product: lymphocyte antigen 6G-like
Exons: 3
Coding region: 92-400 (102 amino acids)
Source: RefSeq, a predicted model, not a curated record
GGAGCUUUGUCAGGACUUGCAAAGAAAAGAUUGAAAGAAAAACCCUGUGUGACAGUUUUCGAUUCACAGGGCUGUUAAACAGAUCAAGUUCAUGAUGCAGCUUUACGGAGCUCUGGUUCUGUUUCUGACUUUCUCUUCUGCUUGUGGACUGAGAUGCUACUCAUGUACAGCAGCUGAUCCGAAGUCCUGCACAGACACCACAGCUUGUUCUGUGUUAUUUAACCGAUGUUCUUCUCUCAAGAUAGGGACGAAUGUGGUAAACAAGGGCUGCAUGACCAGCCCAGCAUGCAUUGCACCUAUAACUUGCUGUGAAGGCGACUUGUGCAACGGUGCCGUACCAACUGGUCCUGGUGUCAUCGUGCUGCUGCUGUCCUCAGCCCUAAUUACGCUCUUUAUUUAAGGCUCUAAAAUUUUCUUCUUUUUGUGCUUCAUUGUUUGGUUUCAUCAUGCACUCAGGACAAACAUGCUGCAUUUUUAUGAAUCAUUUAAUACAUGCUUGACUCUUGUAAAAAUGAAACAGUAAAAAUAUGUGAACCCUGAUUGAAUGAAUUAAUAAACUGCUCAGUCUACAAA